CGUCGCGACAGUUUCUACAACAAGUAAAGCCUCCGCGAUCGCGAUACCAAUUCCAACAGUGCGCGGUUCUACAAGUUACAAUUACCGAGACACUAUACUAUACCAGCUUGCAUCAUAUCGGGGAGACACAGAGAGAGCGAGAGAGAGAGAGAGAGAAAGAGUCAGAGCUGACGAAGAACGCCGACGCCGACGCCGACGCCGACGCCGACGCCUCUCUCGCACCUGCAGACUACUACCUGACCGCCUGGUUCUACCUGCACCGCGAAGAGGAAGAGGUGCCUCGUCUACGUCGGCAGAGCGAGACGCGCCUCCGGAGGCAUCGAGUACAUCGCGCGACACGCGGAGAAAAGCGGAGAUACGGAGAUCGCGCCCCCCCUGCCUCCCUCCCUCCCUCUCUGCCCCUCUGUCCCUCUGCCCCUCCACAAAAAGCUUCCGAUCCUUCCUUAUUACACGAAUUUAUACCCGAUCGGCAUAGACUCACCGCGAAAAUGAGUGACGGAAACGGCGUGGAGCCCGAGACGAAGGCUACCUACCUGGGCCUGGACCUCAGCACGCAGCAGUUGAAAGCUGUUGUGGUGGACGAGAACCUGAAGGUUCUUCACGAGACUAGCGUUCAGUUCGACAAUGAUUUACCGGAGUUUAGAACCUACGGAGGAGUUGUUCAGAACAAAGGCGAUCCCUUGCUCAGGGUGGCUCCUACCCUGAUGUGGGUAAAAGCUCUGGACAUGAUUCUCGACAAAUUGCGAGUCUGCGGUGUGGAUUUUGCAAAAGUUGCCGCGAUUUCGGGUAGCACACAGCAACACGGCACGGUUUACUGGGGAAAAGGAAGCGGUAAUCAGUUGAAAACUUUGGAUCCGGACAAGUUUUUGCACGAGCAACUGGCGACAUUUUUUUCGGUCGGUCUGUCGCCGGUUUGGAUGGACUCGAGCACGACGGAGCAAUGUCGUAUCCUCGAGGAGGCAGUGGGCGGACCGCAAAAACUAGCAGAAAUAACAGGAUCCAGAGCUUACGAGAGGUUCUCCGGUGCGCAAAUAGCAAAAAUAGCCCACUACAGACCGGACGCUUAUGCCAGCACCGAGAGGAUAUCUCUCGUCAGCAGCUUCGCGGCUACUUUAUUCCUCGGGGAUUUCGCCCCAAUUGAUCUAUCGGACGGGUCAGGAACUAAUCUUCUAGAUAUCCGAACGAAGGACUGGUGUGAUAAGCUUCUGGAGGCUUGCGCUCCAGGACUCAGAGAGAGACUCGGAAAUCCCGUACCGUCCUACACGAAUUUGGGUCCGGUUUCGAAGUAUUUCGUUGAGCGAUUUGGCUUCGAUGAAAAAUGUCGAGUGAUAGCAUUCACAGGGGACAACCCGGGCUCUCUGAUCGGAAUGAGACUCAAGGACGGAGAUGUGGCUUGCAGUUUGGGCACUAGCGACACUCUCUUUUUGUGGCUUGAAAAGGUGAAAACUGCCACGGAGGGGCACAUCUUCUGCAAUCCGCUAGAGGACGGGGCUUACAUGGCUUUGCUUUGUUUUAAAAAUGGCUCUCUGACUCGUGAGAGAAUCAGAGACAGCGCUGCCGGUGGAUCCUGGCAAAUUUUUAACGAAUUAUUGGAGAGCACGCCUCGGGGAAACUUCGGGAAUAUCGGGCUCUACUACGACGCUCAGGAGAUAAUUCCGUUCCUUAACGGCGAUCACAGAUACAAUAAAGCCAACGACGAAAUCAGCCGAUACAGUUCAAAAGAAGUCGAAGUACGUGCGGUCAUAGAGGGUCAGUUUAUCGCGCGAAGAGCCCACGCCGAAGACUUUGGCUUCACGAUCGGCCAAAACACCCGCAUUAUAGCGACCGGGGGAGCUUCUAACAACAAAGCGAUACUCCAAGUCCUUGCCGACGUUUUCAAUUCCCCUGUUUACGUCUCGGAGUUAGCUAAUUCAGCGAUGUUGGGAGGCGCUUAUCAAGCGAAGCAUGGAUUGCUACGGGAAAAAAAGACAUUUCAGGAAAUAACAGCAUCGUUGCCCGAACCACAGCUGUUGUGUCAGCCGUACAAAGAUGCGGAAUCUAUAUACAAACCGAUGAUCGUUCGGUAUAGAAAAAUCGAGCGAAUACAGUCUCUUGGGCCAGUUUGUCCAGGUGCUUGUCACGCUGCUCUACCCAGCGAGGAUCCAAUGUUGGUGUACGAUAUUGCCAAGGAAUCACCUAAACUCGAAAAAAUCCAGCAGCUUACCAUGUUGUUUCGGAUCGUACCCCUUCUUGACGACGACAUUGCCAGGGGUUGGAGAUUAAUGGCCAUGCUACAAUUUGGCAGAACCAUGUGUAACGUGGUCAGUAGAGUCACCUCUCAAACGAUAUGGAGGAUUAACUUGCAGCAGUCGUUAGCACUAAGCAGUUCCGCAGCCUCUGUUCCUGAACGUGCUUCUGUUGUUGACAAGCCUCGGAACCCAGUGCAACAGCCAAGCCGUACAAAACAGAAUAAACCGAAAAUACAGUCCAAAAAUGAACUAGUCCAAGCAGCAUUUACCAGUAUAUUGAAUGAUUGGAAACCAACGGCGAAUGUAUCUCCAAAUUCCCCCAUGGGGGAAAAAAUUGCUGCGGCUACCACUGUCGAUGAGUUAUUAAGCCUAGUGGGAAAAGAGAAGCUCUCUCAAGCGGAUUGUCUCAGCAUUAUAUCUGUUCUCUCCAAGUGGACUAAUAAAAAUAAAGUCACUUUGGCAGAAUAUGAAAAUGAACCGAGGUUCUUGUUGCUCUGCAGACAGCUUAUAGGAUUUGCUGAAGCAUCCUCAUCAGUCGCGCAGGUGGAUUUUAAAACUGUGCUCAGCCUUGCGGGAGACGAUGAAGCAGCAAAGCUAAUUGCCACGUUAUCUGUCAACCAGAUGACCAAGGUAUUUUCCACCUUGGCUUUCAAGCGGAGAAGAUCCCUACCCAUACUGAGAUCAUUGUCGUACCAUAUCUCUCGUAGCACUGAUAAAAUCAAUGCAAAACAGUGUUCUGAUAUUCUUUUUUCAAUGGCUGUGCUCAACUUUCCAGAUGAGAUACUACUGGGGAAAGUUAUCUCAGGAUUAAUAUCACAUAUUCGUGAGAGUAAUGUUACGCCUGUAAUAGGCUCAGUUGCAACAUCCUUGGGCUUUCUUCGGUAUAAAAAUAUCGAGCUGUUAGACGCGUUGUGCGAAUGGUUCAUGGCAGAGCCACGAACACUGAAGCCACAGUAUAUCACAUCCCUGUUGUUAACUUUCGCCACUGUUGACUACGUCCCAUUCAACAUGACAGAAUUAAACCAGACAUACAUAAAGCCAUUGAAUGAAACUGAUGUAUCCGCUUCAGAAACAUGGCUCGAUGUUGUCUGGUCAACUGUAAUUCUAGGAAUAGCAGAUCCUGUCAAAGUUGCUUACACCUUGGACACAGGUUACAUCCAAAAACUGACAGCCUUACAAUGUCUGACGACACCCAGGAAGGUGAAGCUGCUCAACAUUAAUGCUGCAGCCGAAUUAUUAAUCCCAAAUUACAAGGGUCCAUUUUUGAACAAAGACCUCAAUCUGGAUAAGAUGCUCAUUGAAAGAUCCAAAGAGAAACAGGCUUAUGUUACGUCCGUGCAAGAUGCCCUUUCCAAUCUAUUCACAGUACCAACUUGUCUGAAUGUUAAUGAGAACAGUGGAAUGGGCUUUGUUAUAGAUGCAGAAUGCUAUGUGGAUAAUAAAUGCAAUCCAGUACCGAUUAAACAAGCACAAAAUCUCAGUAAUGUUACGAGAAUUGCGGUACUUGGUCUUCAUUACAACGAUUUUUGCCGAGGGGCCCCGGACUAUGUGGGUAUAUAUUCGUUGAUGGUCCGUCUACUAGAAGCCAAGGGAUACAAAGUAGUGCUUGUUCCUUAUACAGAAUUUAAUCCACAAGAUAAAUUAGUAACGCGUCUUAAAUACUUACAAAAACUGAUACGGUCAACAGUUCAGCCGAGCAGUACCUAGGGUAAAAAUUCAUAAUUUGUUAAUAUUAAUCCGUGAUUAAACAAUUAACCGAUUCAUUGAAGGGGGGAAAAAAUAUGUGAAUGGCACACCAUUGUGAAUGACACUCGAGCAAGUUUACCUUGACCCAAAUCUCGAAAGGUUGAUCAAUGAUAUGCCAUUUUUUUUUUUCUUACGGAACACAAAAUUCUGUAGGUGAAAAUC
Molecule: messenger RNA, 4136 nt
Organism: Diprion similis
Lineage: Eukaryota; Metazoa; Arthropoda; Insecta; Hymenoptera; Diprionidae
Exons: 24
Coding region: 489-3935 (1148 amino acids)
Biological process (GO): D-xylose metabolic process; xylulose metabolic process; regulation of mitochondrial mRNA stability
Cellular component (GO): cytosol
Molecular function (GO): D-xylulokinase activity
Source: RefSeq, a predicted model, not a curated record